This is a messenger RNA of Caenorhabditis sp. 36 PRJEB53466, 1028 nucleotides long. The record is from the annotation of a GenBank genome assembly. NCBI's taxonomy places the organism in Eukaryota, Metazoa, Nematoda, Chromadorea, Rhabditida, Rhabditidae.
AUGUUCGACGAUCUGUUCAACGCGUCGAAAGGCAGCGAGACGAGCUCGAAAGCUCGUGCACCGAACCCGUGGCCAGCUCCCAGAAAUGUGAAAAGCUUGAAAGUGCCCGGAGGAGUAUGCGGAUGCGACGGAGGCACUGGUGGACCCGGAGAGAGGCACGGAAAAUCGGGAAUCAGCUCCGACGGCAGUUAUUUCGACGAUGGAGUCGGAUUCCUUGAGAGUCAGUCUGGAAAGUUCGCAGAUUCGUUGAAAGAAGACCCGAUUUUCAGAGCUGCAGCAAAUUGAGAAAGAACGUGGCCAGUUGACUCCGGAUAAUCAACACCUAGCCCUAUUAUUAUGUGCAAAUUCGCCGACGCCGUCUAUGAAACGUCUGGAAUCUCGGUCGUCGAGAACUCAGCGACUAUCCAGAAAACUCACGUGUGCCAAUUGUUCCGAAUUAGGUCACCUCUCCAACGAAUGUUCUGCAACGCCAAAGAGUUCGUUGGGUAAAGAAAGGCUCUCUCUUGAUCACGGUCAGUUUUUAUUUUAGGAUUCAUAGAAUCCUUUUCUAUUUUCAGACAAGCAAACUAUGGAGAGUAGCAAGUCGUACUACAGUGCAUAUGCGUACGGAAGCAACAGCCUAGAGAAAGUUCUGAAGCUGUCGCCGGACACUCCGUCGCCACGUGGAUUAACAAGAGAUCGAGGCGCCAGACACAAUUUCCUGACACUGAAGACAACGCCGGAGGCCAAGAAGCCGUUGGCGCAGCAGAAGAGACCAGCGACGCCGGCACCUAAAAGACCUUCAAUUUUUACAUUUCCAGUCAGUGCAAGCCAAAGAGGUAAAACUGAAACUUCAUCUUCUGGACUAUUUUCAUGUUUUUCUUUCAGAAAGUAUAGAAACUAUGAAAAUCGAAACGCGUCACACAGUGAUUCUUGAUGGCGACAUUCAUUUCGAGGAGACGAGCACGAUUCAGUUCCCGAAGAAUCUUCCGCCCAACGUGCACGUCAUCACAGCUCAGUUCGUGCCGACUCAAGUGGCCAGAACUUAA